UGUCCAAGGAGCCUGUCGGACGAAGAAGCCGAGACGCUGGAAGGUUGCUGGCGCAGCUGCGGAGGGUGGCGUCACUGAGCCGCGCCAGCGGAGCCGGUUGCAGCCCUGCUCCUCUCGCCUGCUUUCUCCGGGGUCGCUUCUUCACCAGGCGUCUCUCGAGCCUUUUCCAUGUCCCCGGUGGACGGAGCCCUCCGCACCCUCCACGCCCAUGGCCACUAGCCUGAGGAGGCCGUCUUUCACCGGCUGUUCUUCCUCCCCUCCGGACGCGGACGACGAGGGCGUGCGCGGCACUUGCGAAGAUGCUUCUCUGUGCAAGCGAUUUGCGGUGAGCAUUGGCUACUGGCAGGACCCUUACAUCCAGCAUUUGGUGAGACUGUCUAAAGAGAGGAAGGCCCCCGAAAUUAACAGAGGAUAUUUUGCUCGUGUCCACGGCGUCAGUCAGCUUAUCAAGGCAUUUCUACGGAAGACAGGAUGCAACUGUCAAAUUCUAAACCUUGGGGCUGGGAUGGAUACCACCUUCUGGAGGUUAAAGGAUGAAGAUCUUCUACCAAGUAAAUAUUUUGAAAUAGACUUUCCAAUGAUCGUCACGAGAAAACUGCAUAGCAUCAAAUUGAAACCUCUUCUUUCAAAACCCAUUUUAGACCUACAUUCAGAGGACACACUUCAAAUGGAUGGGCACACAUUGGAUUCAACGAGAUAUGCCAUCAUUGGAGCCGAUCUCCGAGAUAUUCCUGAACUGGAAGAGAAACUAAAGAAAUGUAACAUGAAUACACAAUUGCCCACCCUCCUUGUGGCUGAAUGUGUGCUGGUUUACAUGACUCCGGAGCAGUCUGCAAACCUUCUCAAGUGGGCCGCCAACAGUUUCGAGACUGCCAUGUUCAUAAACUACGAACAGGUGAACAUGGAUGACCGGUUUGGGCAGAUCAUGAUUGAGAACCUGCGGCGGCGACAGUGUGACCUGGCGGGAGUGGAGACCUGCAAGUCGUUAGAGUCACAGAAAGAACGGCUCCUGUCCAGUGGGUGGGAAUCGGCUUCAGCCGUGGACAUGAUGGAAUUGUACAGCAAGUUACCUCGCGCGGAAGUGAGCAGAAUAGAGUCCCUUGAAUUCCUGGAUGAAAUGGAGCUUCUUGAGCAACUCAUGCAGCAUUACUGCCUUUGCUGGGCAACCAAAGGAGGCAGUGAUCUGGGUUUGAAAGAAAUUACUUAUUGAUCUGUUCAAGAUGCGUGCGGAUCCAGAGCCAAAGCCACCACCCUCUCUGGAGCUGAGUCUCUGAGUUUCCCUGGCGGUGGUUAAGCCUCUGCUUCCAGUACCCCUGCCCUUGGCCGAGAGACCUCAGUUCCUGGGGUGUCUGUUCCAGUUCCUGUUCCUGUUCCUGUUGGCCUAUUGUUGAAAUAAAUUUCAGUUGCCAGUC
This is a messenger RNA of Phacochoerus africanus (Common warthog), 1412 nucleotides long. RefSeq names its product leucine carboxyl methyltransferase 1. Gene Ontology annotation, biological process: C-terminal protein methylation. Gene Ontology annotation, molecular function: protein C-terminal leucine carboxyl O-methyltransferase activity. NCBI's taxonomy places the organism in Eukaryota, Metazoa, Chordata, Mammalia, Artiodactyla, Suidae. Gene Ontology annotation, cellular component: cytosol. Bases 209 to 1210 code for a protein of 333 amino acids. The transcript is spliced from 11 exons. The record is from RefSeq and is a predicted model, not a curated record.